UAUAAAGGAAAUAAAGAUAGGUUUCCUAUACUAUUUCUAAUUGCCCGAGACUAUCUAGGGCUACCUCCCGGUUCGGCCGCAUCCGAAACAGAAUUUUCUAAAGGAGCCGAUAUUGUUACUAAGAAACGUAAUAGAUUAUUACCGGGGACUAUUAAGCAAACGAUAUUACUUAAGAGUUAG
Messenger RNA from Zymoseptoria tritici IPO323, 180 nucleotides. RefSeq lists its product as uncharacterized. Gene Ontology annotation, molecular function: protein dimerization activity. The transcript has a single exon. The annotation marks the transcript as partial. Lineage: Eukaryota; Fungi; Ascomycota; Dothideomycetes; Mycosphaerellales; Mycosphaerellaceae. The record is from RefSeq and is a predicted model, not a curated record.